Messenger RNA from Hyalella azteca, 2848 nucleotides. RefSeq lists its product as uncharacterized. Gene Ontology annotation, cellular component: cytosol. Gene Ontology annotation, molecular function: guanyl-nucleotide exchange factor activity; protein binding. The annotation marks the transcript as partial. NCBI's taxonomy places the organism in Eukaryota, Metazoa, Arthropoda, Malacostraca, Amphipoda, Hyalellidae. The record is from RefSeq and is a predicted model, not a curated record. The transcript has 16 exons. Gene Ontology annotation, biological process: positive regulation of GTPase activity.
CGUUGUGGGUUGUUUACGCGAGUGCUUCAAAUCACAACUCCUCCAAAAUUUCUGUCACGGGAAAAAAACGAAUUGAUAUUUUUAUAUCACCAUGACUGCAGAUCUGUCACAACUUCUGUCAACACUGACGCUGGAGACCAAUCCAGAGAGCAAGGUUGAGAGUCCUGACAUCCUUAAUGAGCAGUUCAAGAAAAUUCUUGCUGCCUUGCCCAUUGAUUUUGAAGAUUCUCCUGAUGCUGUAGCAGCUGUGUCAACAAGUCUCAGUUCCGGGGCUUUGCUAGGCCUGCUUCAAAGAGGCCUCGGCAGCUCUGAUGAUGCUGUCAAGACCUCUGCUGCUGAAGUUGUGGCAAAAAUGGCAAAGUGUGAAACUCAUCGGUGCAGCAAUGAGCUGGUGUUGCUGGUGCCUUCCCUGCUAGCCCUGCAGGAGACGGAGCCUCAGGACACCAGCAGCACCAGCCUAGCCAGGGUCCUACAGGCAACCAGGGCGCUGGGUAACAUCUGUUACGAACAUGACGCUGGUCGGGUCGCUGUGCUGGAGAACGGAGGCGCUGCAGCCAUCGUAGCUUUGCUUCAGCGAGCCAUUGACUGGCCUGAUGUACAGUCAACGCAUCAGGAGAGUGAAGCAGAUGAUGAGGAGGACGAGGCCUGCUUGAGUCCUGUACAGGAGCUACGCGCCGUCGUCACAGGCUUCCUGCUCAACCUCACCAACUCCUGCGACAGGAUUACCGCAGUGCUGUGCACCGUGCAGUGCGUACAGCUGCUGUGCCAGUACCUGGAGCAGCACAGCGAGGAGGAAGACAUCGCGACGCAAGUGCUGCUCGCGCUCGCCUGCAUGGCCGACUCCCCCUUGGGCCGGGAGACGCUGUCAGCGGUGGACCUGAGCCCGCAGCUCUGCCUGCUGUUGACACACAGCGUCGCUCCUGACGUCAUAGAGGCCUGCCUCGAGCUGACUACCACGCUCGCUGAGAUGGAUGUUUGCAAAGUUCAGUUUGCGAAAGGGGGCGUGUGUGAAGCUGUGAUGGAGGUGGUGCGGAGAUGUACUUCAUCACAUUCAUCAUACGGGGCAAUCAAUUCAACACAUUCGCCAUACGGGGCACUCAAUUCAACACAUUCACCAUACGGGGCAGUUAAUUCAACGCAUUCAACACACGAUAAAUCUUUGUCCGAUAAAAUGUCCUCGCAAACAAUCACUGAAGCCGAUAAUCUUGAAAGCCAAGUUAAUCCAGAAAAUUCAGAUCAUCCAGAAAAUCCAGAUAAUGCAGGAAAUCUAGAACAUGCAGAUAAUACAGAAGCGUGUGCGCUGGAUUCACUGCUGGAUGAAUCAGAUGUUCAUUCAGAGUUUUGUUGGCAAGCCAUCAUCCAGACAGCCACGGACCUCAUCGUGCUCAUCCUGCUCGGAGACGCGAGCAUGCCGCUAAUAUACAAGGAGGGCCGCGGGCCGGUCUUCGUGCAGCUGAUGGCCUGGCUGGCGUCAGGUGACGAGACUCUACAGGUGCCAGCUGCACUUGCCAUGGGCAACUUCGCACGAACAGACGAGCAGAGUAUGCAGCUUGUCAGCAUGGGGGUGUCAGCAUCACUGCUGCAGCUGCUGCAGCAGCAUACCUGCAGCACGGGACGCGUUGUGGUGCAGCAUGCCGUGCUGGCAGCAUUACGCAACCUCAGCAUAGCGCAGCAUAACAAGCGAGCCCUCAUCAUGCAGGGCGCGCUGCACGUGCUGGUGCCGCUGAUGGCAACAGUUGACAGUUUUCCUGUCGUCUUCAAACUCCUGGCAACGCUCAGGAUGAUCGUCGACGGCAACGCAGAUGCUGCCAUUGCUAUCGGGAUGUGUGUGCCGGCGGUGCAGAAGCUGGUGUGGUGGUGCGGGGUGCAGGAGCAUCCCGGGGUGCAGGGGGAGGCAUCCCGCCUCCUGGCCGCCCUUGUGAAGAACGUCCUGGCGGGUCCACCACAUUCUCUCGUGCCACCUGCCAUGGCUGCAAGUGGCAGUGACAGUGGCAAUGAUUCAUCAUCAUCAUCUAAUGAUGGCACCAACAACACUAACUCUAGUGGUUAUCUCAGUGCUGAUAACUUCAACCCAAUCAAUCAACCCGACAGUUCAACCGUCAACUUGACGACUCAACCCGACAGUUCAACCGUCAACUUGGGAACUCAACCCGAAAAAUCAACUGUCAACCCAAGAACUCAACCGAACAGUUCAACCGUCAACCCAAGAACUCAACCGAACAGUUCAACCGUCAACUUGACAAAUCAACCCAACAGUUCAACUGUCAACCCUACAAAUCAACCCGAAAGUUCAACCGUCAACUUGACAAAUCAACCCAACAAUGUUGAAGAAGCCGAAAAAAGCAAAAUUGCUGAAAAUGAAAACAAUGAUGAAGAAAAAUGUGAAAACAACCCUACAGGAGUGAAAAGCAACCCUAGUGAAGGGGUUGCAAUUGUAGACGUCCCUGUUGGGGUUGCGGUGUUGCACAGCCUCGUGGAGCGGGGUUGCUUGACACCCCUGCUCAACAUGUUGCGUUCAUGUUACCCCAUCAUGAUCCAGGAGGCGUGUCUGGCGCUGUCGCUGUGCCUGGGCCUGUGCAAGGACCUGCCUGGAGUGCUGGACCACCUGGACCCUCCCCUCCUGAGGGAGGGAGUGGCUAAUGUGGCCACUCGUGCUGCUCUUAGUGGCGUGUGUCCGCCCUCUGCCGCAGAGCUGCUCGAGAAUUCUGUCAACACUUUGAAGGAAGCUGCCGUUGCCACUGAGUUGCCAGCUGCUGCCACUGAGUUGCCAGCUGCUGCCACUGAGUUGCCUGCUGCUGCCACUGAGUUGCCAGCUGCUGCCACUGAGUUGCCUGCUGCUGCCACUGAG